This is a messenger RNA of Acaulospora colombiana, 1959 nucleotides long. The record is from the annotation of a GenBank genome assembly. Lineage: Eukaryota; Fungi; Glomeromycota; Glomeromycetes; Diversisporales; Acaulosporaceae.
AUGGACUCUUCCUUUGCCGAGAAUUAUAAUUCUUCUAACCCUUACGAAAGGGAGUACUUGCCAAUAGAGAAUUAUGGAUUGAUUGGAAAUUUACGUACAGUCGCUUUAUGUGGCAUAGAUGGGUCGAUAGAUUUCAUGUGCUAUCCAAAGUUCGAUAGCCCUUCAAUUUUUGUCAAAUUGUUAGAUCAUAAGAAGUAUUGUCCAAACUCCAACAUUCUACUGACGCGUUUCCUUGAUGAUAAAGGUGUUGGCGAAGUUACUGAUUUUAUGCACAUUCCUGAAAAAAGUCACCGUGCCGCCCCAAAACAAUUACUUCCAUGGUUAAUUCGUCAUGUCGAGGUCGUUAGGGGAGAAUCUGCCUUCCAUCUCGAACUAUUUCCCGCGUUCAAUUAUGCGAUGGACUCCCAUACGACUGAAAUUGUUGAUUAUGAAGUUACUUCAUCAAAAAAAGGAGACGUACACGAGUACGUAGGAAAUAAAAGAGUUGUAUUUUCUUCAAAAAGUCUACAAAUGGAUCUUAGAUUUGUAAUAGACGGUAAAGAUAUGGAGCCUCCGUGCAUUGAAUUUAGAACGAUCGAGAGAGAGGGACUUAAGGGACCAGGCGUGAUGGCAGAUUUUGCAUUGAAAGAGGGACAAAAGGUGGUUUUCAUAUUUAGACAAGUUCCGGUUAACAGCGAUAUCACAAAUGUUGAAGUUCUGGAUCCCGCGAUUAGUUAUCAAUUUUUAAAGAAUAUGUUCAGAGAGACUCUAAAUUUUUGGCAAUCAUGGAUAUCGCAAUCAACUUAUGUAGGAAGGUGGAGAGAAUUCGUGCAUAGGAGUGCAUUGACAUUGAAAUUGUUGACCUAUGAGCCGACAGGUGCGGUAGUGGCAGCUCCAACUUUUGGGCUCCCGGAAGAGAUUGGAGGUUUAAGAAAUUGGGACUACAGGUAUAUGUGGAUUAGAGAUUCAGCAUUCACAGUUUACGCAUUGAUGAGACUAGGAAUGACCGAAGAAGCAAAGAAUUAUGUCAGAUUUAUGGAGGAGAGGUGUCAUGAUUUGAAUGAAGACGGAUCAUUAAACAUAAUGUACACCAUCGAGGGUCAAAAAGAACUAAAGGAAAUAGAACUUGAUCAUCUAGAUGGAUACCGAGGUUCUCUUCCGGUGCGCAUAGGAAACGGAGCAUACGACCACUUGCAACUUGAUAUUUAUGGGGAACUCCUGGACGCCUUGUAUUUGUAUAAUAAAUAUGGCAGUCCGAUCUCUUAUGAUAUGUGGUUGAUUAUCAGGAAGUUGGUGAAUUAUGUGUGUGAUAACUGGAUGGUAAAGGACAUGAGCAUUUGGGAGGUUAGAGGGAGGAAAAUGAAUUUCACUUAUUCUAAAAUCAUGUGCUGGGUGGCUGUCGACAGAGGACUGAGACUGUCGGAAAAACGUGUGCUUCCGUGCCCUGAUCGAGAUAAAUGGUUAAAAGUCCGUGACACAAUUUACGAGGACAUCAUGACAGAGGCAUGGAACCCUCAGCGAAAAAUAUUCACCCAAUCUUACGAGUCAAAAGAAGUAUUGGACUCUUCCGUUUUAAUUAUGCCAAUGGUGUUUUUCAUUAGUCCGACUGAUCCAAGAUUGUUAAACACCAUUAAGCAAAUUAUGCUGCCCCCCGAUAAAGGAUUGACUGUCAACAAUCUUGUAUUCAGAUAUAACACAUCGGACACGGAUGAUGGAUUGGAUGGUUCUGAAGGCUCAUUUUCCAUGUGCACAUUCUGGUUGGUCGAAGCGUUAACACGGGCCGGGAAAUACGAUAAGGAGUUGUUGGAAAAAGCCGAAUUCAUAUUUGAGCAGAUAAUCAAAUACGCCAAUAAUUUGAUGUUGUUUAGCGAGGAGAUUGCAAAGAGUGGCGAGUUGCUGGGUAAUUUUCCGCAGGCGUUUACUCAUAUCGCCUUUAUUAGCGCCGCUUUUAACUUGGAUCGCGUGUUGGGUAAAUCAUAG